UUCAGAUACUAUAAAUACAAUAAAUAAUGAAGAUACAAGCUAGGAAGGAUAUCCUUGUUUUACCAAUAACUCCGACACCCAUGAAUUACAAACGAAUGAUAUCGAUAGUGAUGAUGAGAAUCUUCCCGUACAUAAACGUGUUUCGGAAGAAUUGGAUUACAACGAUCCAAUGGAUGAUUGUCUAUUGAACACAUUAGAAGAUGACACUUCAGACGAAGAGUUUAAUGCUGAUACUUCGCUAGGUAAUGCUGCAGUAUUUACGAAACUGAAGGAUAUGUUGAAGGAUGAGACAUCAAAUGAACCCGUUGAUUUACCAAUCAUUGCCAGUAAGGUCGAGAUGAUGCUUUCAAUCUUAAAAAUAUGGUCCAAAUAUAAUCUUCCAAACGUUGCUCUCAAAAGCUUAUGUCAGAUGAUAAACUCUUUUGUUGGCUCACCAAUCUUACCCGAAUCUCGAUACAAAAUCGAUAAGUUAUUAUCAGCAGAAGAAGGAAUAGAAUAUCACGCAGUUUGCCCUACAUGUAAGUUGUACAUCAGAAAGUUUCAGCGAAAAGAGAAAAAAGUCUUAUGCACUUCUUGCGAAAAACAAAUAAUUGUGCAAGGUACAGACGUAAAUUUUUUUGUUACACUAAACAUUAAAGAUUCCAUAAAAAAUUUAAUUGAAAAACACAAAGAAUACUAUGAAGAUGUAAUGAUUGGCAAGUACAAAUCUAAUCAGAGUAUAACAGACAUUUACGAUGGCAGUUUGUAUAAGAAAUUCGUUGAAUCCCUUCCCACGGAAGCAAAACAGUCAUAUGCUACAUGUGUAUUUAACAGUGAUGGAUCACCGGUAUUCAAAAGUUCAACAUAUUCUCUGUGGCCGAUUCAAGUUUCCAUAAAUGAAAUUCCUCCAGAUAUACGGCAAAAUGAAACAAUAACUUGGGCCUUAUGGUUUGGCAAAAAUAAACCCGAAAUGAAUGUUUUCCUAAAAACUUUUACGGAUACUUUGCAAGAAUUAUCUAUCAAAGGGAUUGAUGUGCUUUUUAAUCGCUCUAAAGUAAAAAAUAUUAAGUUAUAUGCACUUGUUUGCUGCGUCGACUCAGUUGCUCGUGCGCCGAUGCAAGGGAUAACCCAAUUCAACGGAUUCUACGGUUGUAAUUGGUGUCUUCAUCCUGGAAAAUCAGUAAAAAAUAAAUCUAAAGGAACUACUCUAAAGUAUGUACUACUUACGGAACCUAUCGAACGGCGUAGUGCAUCUAACAUGAUUGAAUUUGCCGAGAAAUCGAAACAGGAAAAAAAGACAAUAAUGGGUGUAAAGACUUCGACUGUUUUAAGUUGUCUUCCCUGUUUUGACAUUGUCGAAGGGUUCGUGCCUGACAGCAUGCACUGUAUUUUUUUGGGAGUUUGCAGACAGUUCGCGAAGUAUUGGUUUAAUAAACCAGGAAAUGAUUUCUAUUUAGGGCCUAAAAAUGCAGCAAAAAUAGAAAAAGUAUUAAGUUCUAUCAAAGCUCCUAAUCAAGUAUCUCGCUUAAUACGCCCUCUGAAAGAGAAAAAAUAUUGGAAAUCAAGGGAAUGGGAAAAUUGGCUGCUAUAUUAUAGUUUACCGAUAUUACGAUCAAUGAACAACUUUCAAACAUAUGCCGAUCACUGGCAAUUAUUAGUAGAUGCUUGUCACAUUUUGCUGCAACAAUCUAUAACCCAUUCAGAAUUACUAAAAGCUCAUGAGAAACUCGAAGAUUUUGUGUUACUGACCCAACAACUCUAUUCAAAGAAAGCGAUGAGUUUCAAUGUCCACCAAUUGCUUCAUAUAGCGAAUAGUGUAAAUAACUGGGGUCCCCUAUGGGCUCAUCACGGCUAUCCAUUCGAAAAUGGGAAUGGUGUAAUAUCACGCACCGCAAAAUCAGCUAAAGGGGUCUUAUUUCAAAUCUGUCGAAGUCUUAAUUUCAAACGAUGCAUUAAUAUCAUGGAGCAUCAUAUUCAAAUUAAUAAUCCGGAAAUAUUGACGUUUUGCACGAAUUUGGAUGCAAAAUAUUCUAAAAGAUCUAGUAAAAUAUCACCCCAGUCACCUUGUAGAUAUUUCGGUAAAUCUAAGACAACUGAUGAUGAAUGGAUACAUCAAUUAUCGUUAGUACAACAAUCAUCACGAUCUUAUCAUCGAAUGGUUAAAAAUAAUUGUUUAUUUUCAACAAGAAACAAUGUUAAAUCAGACAAUUCAUAUGCAAAAUUGAAAGAUGGUACACUAAUUAAAAUUGUCGAAUUUAUUAUUGAUUUUCUUACUAAGAAAGAGUAUACUAUUUACAAAAAAUUAAAAACCACUGGAGAUUGUUAUAAUCAACAGAUACUUUCUGAGGAGGACUCAUAUUCGGCUGUUUUAACAACUGAAAUUUCUUUUGUAGCAGUACAUGUACAAUUAAAAGACAAGAAAUAUGUAAGUAGUGUUGCCAACAUGUUGCAUUAUUAGAUCAAGAUAAUAAAUUUAAUUUCAAUAAGUUUCAAAAAAUAUAUAUUGUUACGAAUA
This is a messenger RNA of Trichogramma pretiosum, 2494 nucleotides long. RefSeq lists its product as uncharacterized. Bases 170 to 2437 code for a protein of 755 amino acids. The transcript is spliced from 2 exons. The record is from RefSeq and is a predicted model, not a curated record. Lineage: Eukaryota; Metazoa; Arthropoda; Insecta; Hymenoptera; Trichogrammatidae.